AUGGCUGCUCAUCACAUAGCCAAGUACGUCCGCCAUGCAGCUCCUGCAAAGCCACAUGUUGAUCCUAGAUUGAAGUGGAGCUCGAAGUUUCUUGGCGCCGCCAUGUGGUUCUACAUCUUUUACAGAGUGAAGAACGAUUUCAUUGAGGGCCACCAUUGA
Messenger RNA from Metschnikowia bicuspidata var. bicuspidata NRRL YB-4993, 159 nucleotides. RefSeq lists its product as uncharacterized. The transcript has a single exon. NCBI's taxonomy places the organism in Eukaryota, Fungi, Ascomycota, Pichiomycetes, Serinales, Metschnikowiaceae. Bases 1 to 159 code for a protein of 52 amino acids. The record is from RefSeq and is a predicted model, not a curated record.